CCUUGCGUGAUUGCGUCACUCGCUUCUUGUUCCCAGACUCGCACUGUGUUAGUGAGUAGGAUCCGUGAGGAGAUCUCCAGGCGGCCGCUGCAGUCACCCAGCGUUAUAGCGAGCGGAUUCCCUGUCAGCUGUCACCGCCUGUCAGAGCAGCGGCCGAGACCCCCGGUACCGGAGUCAGUGAUAGCAGUUACAGCCCUCACUGAAACACCGGCACAGCCAGACAAGUCCGGACUGAUCCCGAGUAAACCCCGCCCACCCACUGCCUAUAUAUAGACCGACACUCUGUCAUUCUCCACACACGGGGUAUACGGCUACUAGUACUCAGUAACUAGCUAUACACAGAGUAUCCAGCUCUCUAUACCAGCUAUACAUAGAGAAUUCUAAGCUGUCUACUGAGAAUUCUAAGCUGUCUAUAGAGAAUUCUAAGCUGUCAGUGACCGAACCAACCAUUGAAUCCCACAGUGAGCACCCCAGUCUGAAUGAGAAGAUGGAGCCAGUGUCAAUUAUCGCAACUGAGACUCGGCCGAGCCCUUGGGGUGUAAACACAAAACCUGCAAAUCAGUGCUCAUUGGCAGAUGUCAUGAGUGAGCAGCUAGCCAGAGAGCUUCAGCUAGAAGAAGAGAGCCACAUUGCUCCCCAGGAGGCGCAGUCUGAAGAAACAUCCUUCCUAACAGGUGAGGAUAUUGACACAUCAAGUGAUGAAGUCUUGGCACAAAUGCUGCAAAUGCAGUUUGACAGGGAAUAUGAUGCUCAGCUUCUCAGGGAGGAAAGAAAGUUUAAUGGGGACAGUAAAGUUUCCAUAUCCUUUGAGAAUUAUCGAAAGGUGCAUCCUUAUGAAGAGAGUGAUAGCUCUGAAGAUGAAGUUGAUUGGCAGGACACACGCCAUGAUCCAUACAAAGCAGAUAAACCCACCACUACCCCAAAGAAGGGCUUUGUUGGAAAAGGAAGAGACAUUACAACUAAACAUGAUGAAGUAGAGUGUGGUAGGAAGAACACUGCUCGAAUGGAAAAUUUUGCUCCAGAAUUCCAGGUUGGAGAUGGAAUUGGCAUGGAUUUAAAACUAUCAAACCAGGUUUUCAAUGCACUUAAGCAGCAUUCUAUCUCCGAGCAACGUAGAAGUGCAAGAUUGCAUGACAAGAAAGAAGUAUCUACUGCGGAGAAGGCAGUGGAUCCAAAGACUAGACUGUUAUUGUAUAAAAUGGUGAAUUCUGGGAUACUAGAAACCAUUAAUGGCUGUGUGAGCACUGGAAAGGAAUCUGUUGUCUUUCAUGCUAGUGGAGGAAGCAUGGAAAAUGGUGAGGUACCCACUGAAUGUGCACUAAAGGUCUUCAAAACAACCUUAAAUGAGUUUAAGAAUAGAGAUAAAUACAUUAAAGAUGACUACAGAUUCAAGGAUCGUUUCAGCAAGCUCAACCCACGCAAAAUCAUUCGCAUGUGGGCAGAAAAGGAAAUGCACAAUCUCAAGAGAAUGCAGAAAGCUGGCAUACCUUGCCCAGAAGUUGUCUUGUUAAAGAAGCAUGUGCUGGUUAUGUCCUUUAUUGGGAAGGAUCAGGUCCCUGCUCCUACACUGAAGGAAGCAAAGCUUGGUUUAGAGGAUGCAAAGCACGCCUAUUACCAGGUCCUCUCGAUGAUGAAGCAGCUUUACGACCAGUGCAGCCUUGUACAUGCUGAUCUCAGUGAAUACAACAUGUUGUGGCAAGAUGGAAAGGUUUGGCUUAUUGACGUGAGUCAGUCAGUUGAGCCUACUCACCCUCAUGGAUUAGAGUUUCUGUACCGGGACUGCAGGAAUGUAUCACAGUUCUUCCAGAAGGCAGGCGUUUCUGAAACCCCAAGUGAACGUGAACUUUUCAACAUUGUGUCUGGCUUGAAUAUCACAUCUGAUAAUCAAGCGGAUUUCUUGGCAGAGAUUGAAGCAUUGGAGAAAUUAAAUGAAUCUCACGUUCAGAACCAUAAAAAGAAGAUUUCUGCAUUUCAGAAAGAUGAUGAAGGGCCUCCCAGGCUUUACGAUGAAUAAUCUUAACCGGAUGUUCGAGUUAAGUGUUAACCGCAAAAAAAAAACAAGAUUGCUGAGUUCCAACAGCAUUGAUGCAGUGAAUAAAAAUAAAA
Pelobates fuscus (common spadefoot toad) is the source of this 2106-nucleotide messenger RNA. It is a transcript of the gene RIOK3, whose product is annotated as RIO kinase 3. Gene Ontology annotation, biological process: protein phosphorylation. Gene Ontology annotation, molecular function: protein serine/threonine kinase activity; ATP binding. The transcript is spliced from 13 exons. The coding region runs from base 488 to 2014 and encodes 508 amino acids. NCBI's taxonomy places the organism in Eukaryota, Metazoa, Chordata, Amphibia, Anura, Pelobatidae. The record is from RefSeq and is a predicted model, not a curated record.